Trichoplax adhaerens is the source of this 1086-nucleotide messenger RNA. RefSeq lists its product as uncharacterized. The transcript has a single exon. The record is from RefSeq and is a predicted model, not a curated record. Gene Ontology annotation, cellular component: membrane. Gene Ontology annotation, molecular function: G protein-coupled receptor activity. Bases 1 to 1086 code for a protein of 361 amino acids. NCBI's taxonomy places the organism in Eukaryota, Metazoa, Placozoa, Uniplacotomia, Trichoplacea, Trichoplacidae. Gene Ontology annotation, biological process: G protein-coupled receptor signaling pathway.
AUGAGUUCAUAUGAUAAUUUUACAAAUUUGGAUAAUGGAUCUCAAAGUACAAGAGAUUCACUAGGCUUUGGGGAAUACGUGAUCUCUUCAGUUUAUGCGCUUAUAGCCUUCAUCUCGGUCACAUCCAAUUUAAUGUUUUGUUUGAUCAUUUACAAUUAUAAGAAAAAAUCAUCAACUACAAAAGCUAUAGAAUAUCUCUUCAUGAAUUUAGCUAUUGCCGAUAUGAUAGGAGGCAUAUUAUUGGUAAUUGUACCUGGUUUCGUUAUUCCUAAACCCAUCUAUCCUAUUCCUCAUGUUGGGCUUGAUGUAUUUUGUAGUCUAAUUUGGUCGAAUAGCUUAUUUUUUUUGGCAGGUUUUAUUUCAGCGUGGACAUUAUUAACCAUUAGUAUCGAUCGGUGGUGUGCUAUUGCUAGGCCAUUUUCUUACAAAGAGUUUUGUACUAAAAAGAAAAUGCUCAUUAUGAUCGUAAUAAUAUGGAUUGCGAAUAUUGGCUUAGAAAUACCUAAUAUCUUAAGCUUUACUGCUAAUCCUAAUGGCACUGGUUGUCAAUCAUCUAAUUGGGUAGGUUCUAUUGAUCGAAAGGCCAUAGUUACAGUAGUCCAGCUCAUUCGUAUAUUUAUACCAAGUUUUAUUAUCGCGGUUGUUUAUAUGGAUAUUGGAUGGCGAAUACUUUUUGCUGGUUGUCAUAAAAGGAUCAGAACUGAUAGUAACCUUAGUGCGAAUAUCAAUCACACUUCUCAACGCGAUGCUCUUAUCCGCAAGCAAGUAACUAUUAUGAGUUUCAUAGCUGCAAUUGUUUUCUUAAUUUGUUGGCUGCCAAAUGAAACUUAUUAUACAGCAGCAUUAUACCAUCCAAGGUUGUUUAAAAAUGUUACUUUUCGUCGCGUUACCAAAUUGCUAACGGGACUUAAUUCAGCUCUUAAUCCUUUAAUCUAUGCAAUUUCCAAUAAAUUUUAUCGUCAGGCAUUUAUGGAAUUACUUCGCUGCAGAAUAUCUAAAAUAGGAGCAGUGAAGAAUCCGCUAUAUUUCCCCGUAUUCGUCUCGCGCCAUACUGCUCUCGUUAAACCAUCAGAAAUUGGAAUAUGA